Molecule: messenger RNA, 3717 nt
Organism: Striga hermonthica
Lineage: Eukaryota; Viridiplantae; Streptophyta; Magnoliopsida; Lamiales; Orobanchaceae
Source: the annotation of a GenBank genome assembly
AUGGAUGAUCGGAUGCAAUUGGUGGAUACUCGGGUUGUGGAUCUAUCUACCGGAAUUGAUGAAAUUCGUCUUACGCUGACUACUUUGAUGAGGGACCAGCAAGCACAUAGGGAGGUCGCCGGCGGGAGAGGUGGUCGUGCGGGACAGCGAGGCGGCCGUGGCGGUCGCGGUGAUGCGCUCCGACAACCACCUUUACAACCGGACUUCGUUGACGUGGACAGUGAGGACACUUUGUCUGACGUCCAUCCUUUUGCCGAGGAUUUUGCACAGGAGGACGUACCCGGUCGCCGUCAACCUCGCCGGCGGGCUGAGGGUUUCCGUUUGGCAAGAUCGCCUCCUCCACGAGCCGAGGCUGUUUUUCCGCACCCGCCGUUCCCGAAUCCAACACCAGAGGCGGCGCACCGUCCGACUGGAGAUAGGGAUGUCCGUCGUCGCCAUGAUUUCCGGCGUGCUGAGGUGGCCGAUGAGUUCCAUCAUCGAUGGCGGGCUACAGGGCGGCGUGAGCUUGCGGACUCCAACGGAGAUUUUGACGGAGAGAAUUUUCAUCAAGGCCGUCGCUUUGAAGAAUCGCGUCGUCCACUGAAUGCAAAUCGGCGAUUUGGGGAAUUUUAUCCUGCAGAAUAUGGGCCUAAUAUUUUUUGGGCUGAUGAUUUUGAUAAUUAUGGACAGCAGCGGGCCCAAAGGCACCAUACUGUGCCUGAUUUUCAUAACCAGACAUGCAGCUCAAAUGAUCUGAAUUCGUUGAGGACUUUCGUCGAGCACCUUGAGUCCUCCAUCGAUGGAUGGGAUCUCGAUUCAUCAAAUUGCUGUGGUUGGCCGGGAAUCACCUGCGGUUUCCUCUCAUCGUCUCUCAACUCCACCGCCGUAGUAGUUACGCUCCACCUGACUCGCCAAAGGCUUACUGGUAAUUUAUCUGAAUCCUUGGGCAAUUUGGGUCAUCUCAGAACCCUAAAUCUCUCCCACAACAAUCUUCGAGGCUCAAUUCCCCAAUCGCUUAUGAGCUUGCCCAAUUUGGAGACCCUGGAUUUGAGCUACAAUGACCUCUCAGGCUCUUUCCCAGGUAACAUAAACUUGCCCUCCAUCACAGCUCUCAAUGUCUCCGAGAAUGAGAUCACCGGCCGCGUUCCAGUUGAGAUUUGCAUAAACUCAACCGCCAUUAGAGCUCUAAGUGCGGAAGACAACUUUUUUAGUGGAUUUCUUCCGGUGGGAUUCGGUAACUGUUCGUCACUGGAGGAACUUAACCUCGCCUCCAACUCUCUCUCUGGAGCCAUUCCCGACGAUCUUUUUCGCCUCUUCAAUCUGCAAAGGCUGGAUCUCCGGGAAAAUCACUUCUCCGGUCGCCUGAGCGGCCUCAUGGGUAACCUCUCCAGCCUCGUCCACGUCGAUUUAUCCUCAAACAGCCUGUCGGGGAACAUUCCGGACAUUUUUGAUAGAUUGAUGCAGUUGCAAUAUUUCUCGGCACAGUCGAAUAAUUUCGGUGGGGUAAUACCAACCACACUGUCAAAUUCGCCGACCGUCGUGUCCAUUAAUUUACGGAACAACUCCUUGAGCGGCACAAUCGAUCUCAAUUGCUCGGCGCUGGUAAAUCUGGUGUCGAUCGAUCUCGCCUCCAACCAGUUUCACGGCAGUAUUCCGGAAAAUCUCCCCAACUGCACACGAUUGAGGGUCAUUAAUUUUGCUCGGAUUACUUUUUCUGGGCAAGUCCCCGAGAGUUUUGUGAACUUCCAGAGCCUCUCCUAUAUGUCCCUCUCGAACUCGAGCCUCCCCAACCUCGGUCGGACACUUGAGAUUUUGCAGCAUUGUAAGAACCUGUCGACUCUGGUCUUGACCUUGAACUUUCGAGAUGAGAUGAUGCCGAAUAAUGUGAGCCUCGAUUUUUCCGGGCUGAGGACACUUGUGAUUGCUAACUGUAGGCUCACAGGCCGUGUUCCCCAGUGGCUGAGUGGGUCCAAGAACCUGCAGCUCCUGGAUUUGUCUUGGAACCGUCUUGAAGGUUCCAUCCCAUCCUGGUUUGGAAAUAUGUGGUCUCUUUUUUAUUUGGAUUUAUCUAAUAAUUCUUUGACGGGCUAUAUCCCGUUGGAGAUCACACAGAUGCAGAGCCUCAUCAGCGGCAACAUCUCCAUCUCCAUGGAUGAGUCCUUACCCAAUUUCCCAUUAUUCGUUAGGAGGAACCAAACGAGGCUCAAGUACAGGCGGGUUGUGAGUUUUCCCCCGACAUUGGAACUGGGCAACAAUUUCUUGACGGGGCCUGUGUGGCCUGAAUUUGGGAAUCUGAGGGAGCUGCACGUUCUGGACCUGAAGCGGAAUAACUUGUCGGGGCCCAUUCCGAGUAGCCUGUCCCAGAUGACGAGCCUCGAGACUCUCGAUCUGUCAUUCAACAAUCUUAACGGGACAAUACCGUCCUCCCUUACGGCCCUAACCUUUCUCUCCAGUUUCGACGUGGCCCACAAUAGUCUGUCUGGGCCCAUCCCGACCGACGGUCAGUUCGCUACGUUCCCAAAGUCAAGCUUCGAGGGUAAUGACGGUCUGUGUGGGGACCACGGGGCCCGUCCUUGUCCACACGAAUUUACCCCUCGUGUGUCGAUUGUCCGAUCACGGAGGAGAGAUGACACUAUUGUUGGAAUGGGUGUUGGAAUUGGUGUGGGGAGUGUUAUUCUUUUCGCGCUUGUCUUUGUCAUCUUUCGGUUAUCGUGCCGGAGAACUUUUGUCAGACAAGAAAACGUGGACGAUUUUGCAGUCGAGAAGGAUGUUGACCAAGUUUCUAGCCUGGUGAUCCUUUGUCCAAUCAGGGAUGAUGAUGAUAAAGGCACGAUCCAUCUUGACGACCUCUUGAAGGCCACCGACGACUUUGACCAGUCAAACAUCAUCGGAUGCGGAGGUUUCGGGCUUGUGUACCGUGCCGUGCUGUCUGACGGGCGGAAGGUGGCGAUCAAACGCCUCUCGGGCGACAAUUUCCAGAUGGAGCGGGAAUUCCGGGCCGAGGUUGAAACUCUAUCGCGGGCCCAGCACCCGAAUCUUGUGCCCCUCCAGGGCUACUGCAAACACAGGGGCGACUGUCUCCUUAUUUACUCAUAUAUGGAAAACGGAAGUCUCGAUUAUUGGUUGCAUGAGAAGCCUGACGGUCCCGCCUCGCUCGACUGGGGGAAAAGGCUCCGGAUAGCAUGUGGAGCCGCUCGGGGGCUCGCGUACCUGCACCAAUCAUGCGAGCCACGCAUCCUGCACCGUGACAUAAAGUCUAGCAACAUUUUGCUGGACGGGAUGUUUGAGGCCCGUUUGGCUGAUUUUGGGCUUGCCAGGCUCAUUCUCCCAUACGACACUCACGUCACGACUGACCUUGUGGGGACGUUGGGUUACAUUCCUCCAGAGUACAGUCAGGCCUCAGUCGCGAGUUACAAAGGGGACGUGUAUAGUUUUGGGGUUGUGCUUUUGGAGCUUUUGACGGGCAAGAGGCCAGUGGACGUGUGUGGACCCAGAUGUAACCGAGAUUUGGUGGCAUGGGUGGGCGAGAUGAAAACACAGAAAAGGGUUGGGGAGGUUUUUGACCCAUUGGUUUAUGACAAACGACAUGCACAUGAGAUGGUUAGCGUGUUUGAGAUUGCGUGCGUUUGUUUAAAUAAAAAUCCGAGGACGAGGCCUUGUACGGGCAAGUUAGUUUUGUGGCUCGAUAGCAUUGGUUCAACCUCCGAGUUCCGACCCAAAGAUGAGUUGUUUUCAUGA